This is a messenger RNA of Arxiozyma heterogenica, 870 nucleotides long. RefSeq names its product Ubs1p (gene UBS1). The record is from RefSeq and is a predicted model, not a curated record. NCBI's taxonomy places the organism in Eukaryota, Fungi, Ascomycota, Saccharomycetes, Saccharomycetales, Saccharomycetaceae. The transcript has a single exon. The coding region runs from base 1 to 870 and encodes 289 amino acids.
AUGACAUCCUCAAUAACAAGAAGAUUAUUAAGAGAUUGGAAAUAUAUUAAUCGUUCUUUAUUAUAUAAAAAUCCGGAAAAUCAGGACAACUUAUUUUAUUUAAAGCCUCAGGAUUCUAAUCUUCAUAUAUGGCAUUUGAUCUUACUAGAACCUUUAAGUUCAAUAGAAUUAUAUUUUAUUCUUUACAUUAAUGAAAAAUUUGACAGUGAAGUUCUUAUUGUAAGAUGUUUAACACCAUAUGAUAAUAUACCAUUUAACAGAAAUAUUAAUUUAUCAUACUUAUUCCCAAUCUUCAAAGAACAUGGAUUGCAUCAAUUAAUAUUAAAAAUAUGGAAUAUUUGUUUUAACCAACAGAACAAUUGUAAAAAUUUGAUAUCUAACACAAAAAAUGAAAAUAUUAAUAUUAGUAGUAGUACUCAAUGUGUGGCCAGAAUUUUACGAGCCUGGAAUAGAAUCAUGUACAAAGAUUUUAAAAUAUAUUUCCCAGAACUAGUUGGAUUUUUGCAAACUGGUGAUUAUGAAUCUGUUAAAGCACUCUCCAACAGAUUAAAAGAAUAUAAGUAUUGUGGAUCAUUUCAAAACCAACUUAAAUGUAAUAAGAACAAUUCUGCAGAAUACUCUUUGGAAGAAAGAGAUCCAAAUAUUACAGCAAUUAACAUACAUAAUUAUCAUAAUAAUCCAGAUAUUUUUAGUCCAAAUAAUCUAUAUACUUGUGAUAAUAUUAUCUCAUUAAAAAGAAAAAAACUACAGCUAGAAGAUAUUGAGUAUAGUUUUCAUAAUAGUAUUGAUAGAAGUAACGACGGUGACACUAUGAAUGAUAACAAUAAUACUCUUAGGACUAGUUCCCAAAGUAAAAAAAGAAAAUUAUAA